This is a messenger RNA of Lathyrus oleraceus (garden pea), 867 nucleotides long. RefSeq lists its product as uncharacterized. The transcript has a single exon. NCBI's taxonomy places the organism in Eukaryota, Viridiplantae, Streptophyta, Magnoliopsida, Fabales, Fabaceae. The coding region runs from base 1 to 867 and encodes 288 amino acids. The record is from RefSeq and is a predicted model, not a curated record.
AUGGCUAAUCUACAGAACGCGAGUUAUACUUUUUCGGAACCGGUGGUCAACAUAAAUUCACCAGUGCAAGGGUCCGGGAUAAACAUGGGUCGAACCAACCAAUCUUUAGGUUUGAGACACCCAACACAACUACCUACUCUUACUAAUAAUUCUGCGGCGGCAUGGAGGCAACAGAUGGACGAAAGCAAUCAUGAAAUGGUCCAAAUGUUAACUCAGACUUUGACCACUGUGCUAAAUCCUCUGAUUCAGAAUACGACUCAGUCGGAUCAACAUAUGACAACACAAGUGGCUCGAAUGUUUGAGUUUCUUGGUAUACCUCAGCACCAACGUCCUCUUCCUAGGGAUUGGGUAAGAGAGAAUCAAAAGGCCACAUUUGAGGAAGACCUCACCAUUAACCAGAUCCCACAAAACCAAGGGGGAGUAGUACUACCCCCUAGGAUCGAACCACAUGUACCCAGGGAACCGAGGGUGUUAAUGGUGAAUAGAAAUCAAAAUGCUGAUGAUAUCAUACGUCAAGUUCGACAUGACGAUAUGGCAGCAGAUAAUAACCUAGCAGCUAUAGUCGAAAGAAUUAUGGUUCGAAAUAGGGUAAAUUUUGGCCUUAGAAGACCAAACUAUACGCCGCCUUUAGCAGAGUAUAUCUUACAAGCGGAAGCACCCCUCAGGACCAAAAUCCCCAAAUUCACCAAGUUUAUUGGGGAUACUACUGAGUUUACUGUUGAACACGUGGCGAGAUAUUUAAUCGAGGGUGGAGAUAUGUCAAAUAACGAGAGCCUUAGGAUGAAAUUUUUUCCAAGUUCUCUUACGAAGAAUGCUUUCACAUGGUUCACAACCUUGCCCCAAAAUUCGAUCCACACAUGGAACUAA